AUGAGUCUAUCUCUUCCAUCCAGCUCAACAAGUCAGGCUCUGUCCCGUCGAUCGCCAAGUCCAGGUGGCAGAGCCGACCCAGCAACAGGUCUCGAAAUUGCUUUAUCGCAGUUCGGGGCAAUCCUUACGGAUGAUGAGCGCAAAAGGCUCCAGGCACAGAAGUCGGGGUUAAAUGACGCAGAUGCUGCUUUCAAGUUCACCUUGGAAUUAGAUGAACUAGACCCGGUUCGGAGGGGCCGAGUCGUCGCUACCAAGCUCUGCUCACUUUUGCAGACUGUUCAGAGCUUUGGACAAGUCAUUGAGACUUAUGUGUCCUCAAACCCUCAGGUUGCGGCUCUGAUCUGGGGAACCGUGAAACUGACAUUCAUGGUCUUGAUCAACUUUACUACUUAUUUUCAAAGGUUUACGGACCUCUUAUCUGGGUUCGAUCACCUGAUACCGCAGUUCACUGCCUACGAGAAACUCUUUCCGAACUCGGAUCAACUCAAGAAAUGCAUAUGCAAUUUCCAUCUCGCCAUUGUCACUUGCUGCACGGAGAUUGUGAACUUGACUCGACUGCCAUGGCACGAAAAGGCUUGGGCGGCAUUGACAGCGUCGUUUGAGGCCAAAAUUAGGCCUUCUGUCGACAACAUCCGCGCUGCGGCCAACCAAGCGAAGGACGAGAUCGAACUUAUAAAGACCCAACAUGAUCAACUAAGUCAAGUUGAGCACCGCAAGAAUGAGAAAAAUCUUUUGAACCGGGCUUGGAAAUCAAAUAAGAAUAUCGAGAGGGUAAAGAAAGACGGCGAAGCCCGGCUCAAAUUACACAAGUGGCAAUCACUGCUGAAGAAGCUGCCUUUGUCCAACUAUGAAUCGGCAUAUCGAAACGCCAGAUCUAAGCGCCACAAGGGAACAGCCCAAUGGGUUUUUGACACCCAGCAAUUCCAGGACUGGUAUCGGAACGAUUCUUCUGCUGUUCUCAAUGUUGCGGGCAAAAUUGGCUCUGGAAAGACCGUACUCACCGCAAAUAUCAUCGAUUACAUCAUGAGGAAGAAGACAGACAGACAAGCAAUUUCGUUCUUCUUCGUUCGCUUCGACGAUGUCCAUAGCCAAAGUUCCGAGACCAUCGUUCGUUCUCUUGUCCAUCAAACUGUGGCCCGAGCGUCAAUAGACGACAGCAUAUUGGAGCUCAUGCAGGAAUCCGACGCCCUCAUGUUUGACGACGAAUCUCUCUUGGACCUUAUUCUACACCAGGUCGCACUGCUAGACGACUGUUUUUUUGUCAUCGACGGCUUUGAUGAGUGUACCUCGACGACCCAAUAUUCAGUUUUGAAUUUCUUAUCAUCUCUCGGACAGAGAUGCUUGAAAGGAAGAAUCAAAACAGUCAUUUCCGCCAGAGACAGCAUUACGGAACUUCUCAUCGGCUCUCUGUCAUCUGUGUCACGUGUCGUUGUUGGCUCUGACGAGACGAAUCGCGAUCUGGCUUUGUUUGCUCGAGCAAUACUGUGGGAGAAACAGGAAAGGGGAGACUGGAGUGUCGGCGACCCAACCUUGAUCGAUGAAAUACUGCAUCUCAUCAGUCUUGGAGGUGAAGGAAUGUGA
Colletotrichum siamense is the source of this 1581-nucleotide messenger RNA. Its product is annotated as Vegetative incompatibility protein HET-E-1. The transcript has 6 exons. NCBI's taxonomy places the organism in Eukaryota, Fungi, Ascomycota, Sordariomycetes, Glomerellales, Glomerellaceae. The coding region runs from base 1 to 1581 and encodes 526 amino acids. The record is from RefSeq and is a predicted model, not a curated record.